This is a messenger RNA of Actinia tenebrosa (Australian red waratah sea anemone), 828 nucleotides long. Its product is annotated as GRIP domain-containing protein RUD3-like. The record is from RefSeq and is a predicted model, not a curated record. NCBI's taxonomy places the organism in Eukaryota, Metazoa, Cnidaria, Anthozoa, Actiniaria, Actiniidae.
AUGUGGCAAUCAAAGAACCGCGGCCCCGUCCCUGAGUACUUGGAACUUCAAAACAUAGACGAAGCAACCACUCGGGAAACCGUAGAGUGGACAACGCAAGAGCUAAGGCAGCGCUAUUCCCGCUUCGAGGCUGACGACGUAAGGCUCACAGAACGCAGAAACAAAGUCCUCAUAAGUGUCCAAGACCUGAGAUUUCCUGACAAAGACCGCUGGACGAAACCGCAACCCCUCUUUGAUGAGAAUGGUGACGUUAGGGGUGACGUCUCAAGAUUAAAAGGCUUUCAACUAGCUACCCGAAGUGCGUUAGAAAGGUUGGCAACCCUGAAUGAAAAGGUUGCGUUAGAAAAACGCGUCGAGGGGCUACAAGAAACGUUGGAGGAAAGGGAGGCAGAUUACAUGAGACAGAGCAAACUGCUCCUCGAUGCUAAAAAGAGAGAACUUGACGACAAAAAUCAGCAAAUGAUAAAAAUGAGAGAACAAAGAGACAAUGCCCUGCGCGAUAGGGACCAAGCCCAAAAGGCCUUCGAUCUUGCCCUGCAAGACCUGGAUAUGAGCAAGGAGGAAGCUAAAAACUUGCAUAUCACCAUAGCCGGCUCUUUGGAGGAACGGCGGCAGUUGGUUGCCGAAAUUAACACCAAAGAAGAGCAAAUCAGGCAAAGAGAUCAGGCCACUGAAGACCUGGAGGGGCAAAUAGAGCGGCAGCAGGAGGUAAUCAACGACCAAACUCGUCCCGAAGAGGAAAGGGUGGCAGCCCAAAAGGAAGUAGAAACCCUUCAGCGAUGUAAAAUGGAGCAUCUGGACUUCUCAUCUUUUCAGGUCUUUUCAUAG